CACCUCACACCCGUUAGGAUAGCUAAUACCAAAAAACCCAGAAAACAAGUGUUGGAGAGGAUGUGAAAAAAUUGGCACCCUGUGCAAUGGUGGUAGGACCAUAAAUGGUGCAGCUGCUGUGGAAAACAAUAUGGUAGUUCUUCAAAAAAUAGAAUUACCACAUGAUCAGUAAUACCACUUUGAGUCUAUAGCCAAAAGAAUUAGAAGCAGGUUCUCAAAGAGGUAUUUAUACAUCUGUGUUCAAAGUAGCAUUAUUUACAAUAGCCAAAAGGUAGAUAAAUGUCCAUCAACAGUGAAUGGAUAAGCAAAAUUUGGUAUUUACGUGCAGUGGAAUAUUAUUCAGCCUUUAAAAGAAAAGAAAUCCUGACAAGUUACAGCAUAGGUGAACUUUGAAGACAGUAUGCUAAGUGAGUAAGGCAGGCACAGAAAGGUAAAUAAAUCUGAUUCUUGAGCAACAUGGGUUAGGUGUGCAAGCUCUUGUGCAGUUAAAAAUGUGAGAAUAACUUGACUCCCCCAAAACUUAACUACGAAAGAGCUUAUGUUGAACAGAGGCUUUAUCCAUAACAUAAACAGUAGAUUAACACUUUUUUUAUAUGUCGUAUGUAUUAUAUACUGUAUUCUCACAGUAUAUAAAUGAGCUAGAGAAAAAUGUUUUUUUUUCAAAUUGUCACAAAGAUUUUCCUGAGUUAUCUGGCUAAAAUCUCUUAGAAGAAAGACAUGGACAGAUAGAUGAUGUGUGUGCACAUAAGAGAAAUGGUUUAUGGUAGAGUCAGCUGGACAGUUUUACAAGCCAGAGACAAAUAGACCCAUGUAGUUCAAACCCAUGUUGUCAAACCUAUGUUGUUCAAGGGCCAAUUGUACUAUCUGAUCUCACUCACAUGAAGUAUCUCAAGUAGUCAAACCCAUAAAGAUAGAAUGGCAGUUGCCGGGAUUUGGGGGGAGGAGAAAUGAGUUGUUAAUAGGUAUAGAGUUUGGAAGAUCUAGGGAAGUUACAGAUAUUGGUUCACAACAAUAUUGAAUAUAUUAAUACUACUGAAAUAUACACUUAAAAGAUGUCAUAUUUAUUUUACUAGAUUAAAAAAAUGGGAAAAAUAAAAUGUCUGAAGAUGGGAUAGAAUAGAAAGUUUCCAGAGAUUCUAAUGGAGGCUCUUACCAUUUUCUAAAGCUUUAUAGGUUAAGUCAGCAAACAAAGAAAACAUGGUAUUUUGAAGUAUGAUUCAACUCCUGAUGCUGCAGCAGAGGCUAAGAAUAUUAAUGGCCAGAUCUAGCACUCACAUGGUCUUCUGAAGAAGCCAUGGGUAGCUGUUGUAGCUGUCCAGAUAAAGACACUGUCCCAGAUAACCACCGGAACAAGUUUAAGGUUAUUAAUGUGGAUGAUGAUGGGAAUGAGUUAGGUUCUGGAAUAAUGGAACUUACAGACACAGAAUUGAUUUUAUACACUCGCAAAUGUGACUCCGUAAAAUGGCACUACCUCUGUCUGCGACGCUAUGGCUAUGAUUCUAAUCUCUUUUCUUUUGAAAGUGGUCGAAGGUGUCAAACUGGACAAGGAAUCUUUGCCUUUAAGUGUGCCCGUGCAGAAGAAUUAUUUAACAUGUUGCAAGAGAUUAUGCAAAAUAAUAGUAUAAAUGUGGUGGAAGAGCCAGUUGUAGAAAGGAAUAAUCACCAGACAGAAAUGGAAGUCCCCAGAACACCUCGAACACCUACAACUCCAGGGUUUGCUGCUCAGAACUUACCUAAUGGAUAUCCCCGAUAUCCCUCAUUUGGAGAUGCUUCGUCCCAUCCUUCAAGCCGACAUCCUUCUGUGGGAAGUGCACGCCUGCCUUCAGUAGGUGAAGAAUCUACACAUCCUUUGCUUGUGGCUGAGGAACAAGUACAUACUUAUGUCAACACUACUGGUGUGCAAGAAGAGCGGAAAAACCACACAAGUGUGCACGUUCCAUUGGAGGUGAGGAUUUCUAAUGCUGAAAACAACACACCAAAAGAAGAACCAAGUGGUGUUGAUGACAGGGACCCUCAGAUUCUUCUUGAACCCGAAGGAGUCAAAUUUGUUUUAGGACCAACCCCUGUUCAAAAGCAAUUAAUGGAAAAAGAGAAAAUGGAGCAACUUGGAAGAGAUCAAGUCAGUGGAAGUGGUGCAAAUAACACAGAAUGGGACACUGGAUAUGACAGUGAUGAACGAAGAGAUGCACCCUCUGUUAACAAACUGGUAUAUGAAAAUAUAAAUGGGUUAUCUAUUCCUAGUGCCUCAGGGGUCAGGAGAGGUCGUCUGACAUCCACCAGUACCUCAGAUACCCAGAAUAUCAACAACUCAGCUCAGAGAAGAACUGCAUUAUUAAACUAUGAAAAUUUACCAUCUUUGCCUCCUGUCUGGGAAGCCCGCAAGCUAAGCAGGGAUGAAGACGACAGUUUAGGACCAAAGACUCCAUCUCUAAAUGGCUACCAUAAUAACCUAGAUCCAAUGCAUAACUAUGUGAAUACAGAGAACGUAACCGUGCCAGCAAGUGCUCACAAGGUGGAAUACUCAAGGCGUCAGGACUGUACACCCACAGUGUUUAACUUUGAUAUCAGACGCCCAAGUUUAGAACACAGGCAGCUCAAUUACAUACAGGUUGACUUGGAAGGCGGCAGUGACUCUGACAACCCGCAGACUCCAAAAACGCCAACCACGCCCCUUCCGCAAACCCCUACCAGGCGCACAGAGCUGUACGCUGUGAUAGACAUCGAGAGGACUGCUGCUAUGUCAAAUCUGCAGAAAGCACUGCCACGAGAUGAUGGUACGUCAAGGAAAACCAGACAUAAUAGUACUGAUCUGCCCAUGUGAGCCUGGAAAGCAUUCCAUUGUUUGCACCUUUGUGAAGUUUUAAAAAUGAAGAUGCAAGUACUUCAUUUUUGUUUCUAAACACUAACUCCUUUUAUAGACUGAUAAAGUUUUUUCUGAGAAUUUCAUGUGCUUCUUUAACUAAAGGGAAUUAAUGUAGAGCAGGUACUCAUUAAAGAACACUAAUUUCAUUAUACACUACUCAUUACUGUGCAGCAGGGCUCCUGGGUUCACGGUGCCUAUUCAGAACUAAAGGUGAGGAGAGUGACAUGCUGGUGACUUUUACCAAUAUUCUGGACUUUUGCAUAUCAUUCAUGUCUAAGUCAUUGUUGGCAUUUAAGACAUUUCAUAAAGCCUCUUGAUAAUGUACAUUGCUAGCAGAUAACUCUAGGCUUUGAAAGUAAUAUUCGUAGAUUCACUAUUGACAGUAUGUGGCCUCCAGCAUGAAACAAAUGAGAAAUCCUUUAUUUCAUUAAUCAUAGGCUUUUUGACUUGAGCCAAAACAUGUGUAAAGGAAAUAGCAGUAUCACACCUCCUUACAUACCAGUCAGUCCCUUUGCCUCCAGCGUUACUAGAAGAGCCAGAGGGCCGUGAAUAUGCUUUGCUGUUGGUGUGCUGAAAGGCAGGAAGGAUGCAAGAGUUUCUGUGUGCUCGUCUUGUGAUGAAGGGCAUGGCCCAGAUACCUAAUUAGAGUGAUAAUAGGCUCAAUAAUCAGUUUCAGGUCACUUUACCCAGAAACAUUUGAAAAUCUGAAUGAUAAUCUCUUGAAAGUUUCUCUCCUAUAGAUUAUUAACAGUAACAUGUUUUUCUGGAGGCAUUUGUGCCAUUAGGUUGCCAUUUACCUUCAGUUUUUUUCCUUUGGUGUUUGGGAUGUCUUAUUUUGUGGCUUAAUGUCUUUCUCAAUGUAAAAUGUUCAAGUUUGUAUAUAGUUUGGAAAUUAGACUGUGUUCAUUGUUGUUUAGUUUGCAUUUUUGUUGAAUUUUGGUAUGGAAGGUUCAUUUGGAACUUACUGUUAUUCUGUAGCAGGGUUGCCCUUGUCCAGUAUUUAUUUAUAUGCUGUUUACUUUUCAAGUUGAUAAAAAGCAUUCUCUCAAUUUUAAGUUUCACUUGUGUCCAUAGGUGAUCUCUUUAGCAGCUGAGAAAAAAAAGGAAGCUCCUUUAACAUGCAAAGUUCCGUAAGGUACUGUGUUUUCUCCGUGGGCACUCUCUCCCCAGCACUUUAGCAGUGAUCCCCUUAGUCGCACAGCUGCAAUUGUACUUUGCCCACUGUAGUGCUCCUCAGCUCUGCUGUCCUUUAACUUACAGCUGGAUCUUCGGUCAUCCCUUGAUUUCAAUGUUAAGAAUGUUAAGAUUGUUUGCCAGCAUAGCAGGUACAGUGGAUGUUUUGUAGCAAUGAGAUUGUGUCAUAAUUUAGGAUUUAAAAUGAAUUGAAGUUAAUAUAAACUGAUGCUUGUCCAUGAUGUCUAACUCUUGGAAAUGUUCCAGUUUUCCAAACACUAGAGAAGAUGAGAAGAUAGAGUAGAAAGAAGGUUAGGUAACCUUUCAAAAUACUUUACUGUUUUCUCUAAGUAUGAGGAAGUUUGAGAUUAUGAUCUGGAUCUACCAGACGUAUUUAAGGUUAAUUUAGCAUGAAAUCAUGUAUCUCCAACCUGUUCAAUAAAUAACCUAGUUAUAGGGCAGUGAGUGAAUUAGCAGAAUGUAGAGUGGGACCAUUAUAAGAAAAAUAAAUUAUUAAAGGUGUCUUUGUCAUUUUCAGUGCCAUUGGUUUAUGUGCAUAGCAGAAUUUCUUUCUAUUUUUUCUGUGAACUUGGUGCUUACUAAAGUGUUCUCUGUUCUCUAAAAAGAGAGCAGUGGUAUAGGUGUGCAGUUUCCAUUUUUAAUGUAUUCCAUUUAUGCUUUGUUCUGAGUAGAUUGCUAAUUGUGCCAAAUUUCUGUGAUGAUAUUGUAAUGUGGAAGAAUUAUGAUGGAACCAGUACACAUGGUUUUCUCCAAAACAAGCAGUCAAGACAGAACAUUAACCUCCAAAUAAUGAAAGCGCUGAUCUAUUCAUUCAUUUUGGAGGUUAGAAGCUCUCUUUUCUUUUUUUUCCCCCUCAUCCUUUUCAUUUUUCCUUUCAGAUUCUGAUUAGUUUUUAUGUUUUUUUAGGUAACCCCAAUAUAAUCAUUGCAGUUUAUGCUUUUAAUACUGUGUGCUUUAAAAAUGAAAAUGGGACCAAUUUGUCUGCUAAGAAUUUGAUUUUAGGGGCUGUAUUAGGAAGAUGUAUACAACUGGUGUUAAUUUCUAGAUGUCUCUGGAAAAUACCUGUGUUCCUGUUUAAUAAAAAUGUAGAACACUACUUGUCCUUUCCAGUAGCCUAGUAAUGGGCAUUAAGCUCUGUCCCAGAAGAAUGUACCUAUCGCUAGGUAUAAUUUAGAAUGAGGUAUUUUAUUGGAAUAUAAUUGUGACCAUAUGUUUCAGAUUUUCUGAGACAGACCUAAUUUUAGAUACACUGUUCUGUUGAUAGACCAUGUGAUACCACUUUUUGGUAUUGGAAAUAUCAUUGUUCAUAGGUUUUUUUCCCCCCAAAUAGAAUCCUCUUUUAUCCACAUAGAUCAUAAUAGCUUUUAUCCCAGACUGGGGUUGGAAACUGAUAUGGGUAUUACCUGUGUUUUUUCUUAGUGUGUUUUAUUUCCCAGUUUUUCCUUUAAAAAUGAAAGGUGCCUUCCCUCCCUCCAGGAAGAUUGGCAAAUAGUUCCUUUUAUUUACUGCUGCUGUGGAGUGAUGAGAUAUGCACUUUACUCUUAAAGACUAAGCAAAAAGCUUUUCACUUCCCAGUAUAUCCAGAAUAGAUCACAUUUGGGACUUAACAAAAUUUGCCAAGCAAUCUUUGUUUUUAUAGAUAUUAAUGUUGACUUUACAGCUCAGUGUUCUAAGUCGAGCUAGUGUUUGUUUAUCACUCCCCUUCCCCUCCCUCCUCCCACCCCUCCCCCGCAAAAAUCUGUGGCACAACAUAUAAAAAUGUACCUCAGUAAUGUUCUAUUAAAAAUGGGACAGGGGCCUUAUGUUUUCAUAAUUUCCCAAUAAUGUGCCACCAUAUUUUUGCCUCAAAGUAAAGGUUUUAACAAGCUAAAAAGUACUUCCCCCUGUACUGUUCCUAACCUAUAAUGCCCAAGUGUUUUGUGCAAUGUGUAGUGUGUGUGUGUAAAUAUAUAUAUGCACAUGUGUUUGAGGGUGUGUAUCUCCUUGAAAUAGACAUACCAUCAGAGACAACAUUCAGAGCUGAUGUAUUGGCAUCUCAUUCAUAUUUCUAAUAUGUGAGGUAUAUGGUACUAAUUACCUUUUCCCUGAUGUUUGCCAAAUUUGAAUAAAGGCAUUGGUACGAAUUUACAGAAUGUGUAGAAAAUGUUAUGACUUGAAAAAUUAACAAAUAUUUUACAACAUACCACAAUAUGCUCUGCCCAAACCAGCAUCCUGUCCUUCCUGUUCUUUACAUCCCUCUUCCCAUCCCUACUUCCUCGUUUUUCUGAGGGGUAUAACGUUCUUUUGUAGCAUCAUUGUAAUUGCAAUUCUGUGACAAUUGGACAAUAAUAGCAUGGAAAUGGACUGGUAUUAAUAGUACAGUAGUCACCGGUGUGCCACAUUUGCAUUAGUAAAUGCAAAAUACACAUUUUAUAAAGGACAAAUUUUGUGUUAUGCUUUUAUUUUCAUUGCAUUGUAUAAUAUUGUAAGAUUAUUGUAUGUCCUAAUUUGCAUUAUAAAUGUUUUUCCUACAUAAAGGCAUAAAUAUAGCAACUUUGUAUAAAGGUAGCUUAUUAGAUUUUUAAUUUUUUCUUUUAUAAAAAAGUAACAGUGGGACUACCAUUGCCAAAUUGUAUAUGAAAUAAUGAAUUUUAUCCCCUACAGUUAAUUUCUUUUAUAAACAUUCCAUAUUUCUCUAAUAAAAGAUGUAAGUGAUACUGUACUAUGCAUAAAUUGUAUUUUAAUGCUGUUUCGUAUCAGCAUUUUAAAUUUCGGUUUGCAUUUUUUAUAUUGGCAAAAUUUACCACUGUUGAUUAAAACCUUGUAUAUGUAACAUUUUUUGCCCUCUGUCCCUUCCUACCCUUUGUUCUCUAUUUCUCCCUAUCAGUGCCAACUUCAUACAUUUUGUAGCAUGGCAAUAAAGUGUAACUUUCACACUGAGGCCUAGUGUGGCUUUUUGGAGGACGUGGAGAUGGGAGGAUUGCCCUCUACUUGUUCUUUGCAUAUGACUUUUUGCCAUACAAACCAUGUCUCCAAGCAUGAGAAGUUAUCUCCUAUAUGAUGUAAACAUGCUUUUAAGGACAAGUGUGAAUGUGCUUUAAAGCUUGAUUUUUGUCAACAAAUAAGAACUAAUUUUUUAUCUUUGGGAAAGUCAGAAUUCUUAAAGUACAAUCAAACCUUUAUUAACUGGAGUACUUAAAGAAUAAGCUAAUAAUUGAAUUUAGUUCAACAAGGGCUAAGCAACACACUCUAAAAAUAUUUAUUGUAGAGUAUAUUGUCCUAAAAAUUAUAUGUAAAAUAUGGUUUAAUCUUAGAUAAUUUUAGAUCUUGCAAUGCCUUACUGUUGUUAUUCUGGCAUAAAUUUCCUUCAUCGAGGUACUCAAGUUGAUACUGGAAGCUGAGCUGACUAUACACUGCCUUUAAGCAUUCAUGAAAACUGCUCUGUUGAAUAAAGUCUGAUUGGAGUUCUUAUGGUUACUUUCCCCUUAUUGCUGAAAGCAGUUUGCAAUAAAACCCCAAUAAAAGUUUGGUUGGAUACCUAUUUAAA
Messenger RNA from Manis pentadactyla (Chinese pangolin), 7583 nucleotides. It is a transcript of the gene FRS2, whose product is annotated as fibroblast growth factor receptor substrate 2. The record is from RefSeq and is a predicted model, not a curated record. Gene Ontology annotation, cellular component: cytoplasm; cell-cell junction. Gene Ontology annotation, biological process: cell surface receptor protein tyrosine kinase signaling pathway. The coding region runs from base 1295 to 2821 and encodes 508 amino acids. The transcript has 7 exons. NCBI's taxonomy places the organism in Eukaryota, Metazoa, Chordata, Mammalia, Pholidota, Manidae.